Molecule: messenger RNA, 888 nt
Organism: Fulvia fulva
Lineage: Eukaryota; Fungi; Ascomycota; Dothideomycetes; Mycosphaerellales; Mycosphaerellaceae
Product: Putative aminodeoxychorismate lyase
Exons: 1
Coding region: 1-888 (295 amino acids)
Molecular function (GO): catalytic activity
Source: RefSeq, a predicted model, not a curated record
AUGAGCGGCCACUUCGGCGUGGGUCCUACGUCGACUGACAACGAGAAGCCUUUUGUCUACACAAGUAUACGCUAUGACAGGAGACUGUAUCAUACAGCGAAAAAUACUGCUGCAUCAUGUGGCAAGCCCUGUCCGUUCUACAUGCUGGAGCACCACUGGACCAGAUUACAAGUAGCCAAGUGGAGUACAUUCUUCUUCUCAGAUGACCGACCCAGACCCAACUCCGGCGGUCCGACCAUAAUCCUCCAGGUGUUGCUCAACGCGGUCAAGGACUGGCACGAGAAGCACCCUGAUGAGAAUCCUGAAGCCUUGCGGAUCAAGCUCUGCGCAUAUGUUGGGGACAAAAUGAGGACUGAGAUCUACCAUCCGCUGAAAAGCAUUCCAAUGACGGGACUGUUCCCGACUACAUUCGAUCUUCCAGUAGAGCAGCGGCGCGAGACAGAGUGGUCCAUUCUCCUUGACACCGAGCCAACCGAAGCCUGCGAAGGAACCAUGUUCAAGACCAGUGACCGCUCUACAUAUGCUCGUGCGCGAGCGGCAGCCGAUAUUGUCAACUACAUGAUGCCACGAGAAGUCUUGCUUUGGGACCACGAUCGGAAUGUGAUCGACGGUUCCAUCUGUACGGUGUACCUCUAUCGCCAAGGACGGUGGGUCACACCGUCGGCUGCUGCAGGCGGCUUGCAAGGGACGACCCGAAGAUGGGCUCUUGAGAAUCAGCUGGCUUUCGAGGGCGAGAUACCGAUCGACAGCAUGGUAGAUGGCGAAGUUGUCUGGCUCUCGAAUGCCGUGAGAGGGUACUUCUGGGCAAUAUAUCAGAGUCGAGACCCUCCUCAGGAUCAACCAGACGAGGCAGUGGUGCAGCGCAUACAUCACGAGCGCUUUAUAUAA